This is a messenger RNA of Ricinus communis (castor bean), 676 nucleotides long. RefSeq lists its product as uncharacterized. The transcript has a single exon. NCBI's taxonomy places the organism in Eukaryota, Viridiplantae, Streptophyta, Magnoliopsida, Malpighiales, Euphorbiaceae. The record is from RefSeq and is a predicted model, not a curated record. Bases 1 to 660 code for a protein of 219 amino acids.
AUGAGUGGUACCAAAUCAGUUUCUGUCACUACUGAUAUCAUUCCGGCAAUGACGAAAAUUAAGGGUAAAAAAUUAAAUUGGUCCAAUUUUCAUGGAUGGAGCAAAACUGUACGUGUGUAUUUACGAAGCAUCAACAAGGCUUAUCACCUAACAAAUAAUCCUCCGGAUGACAAUACCAAGGAAGCUUGGUUAACAAAUGAUGCCCGCAUAUUCUUACAGCUGAGAAACUCAAUUGACGGUGAAAUACUUCCUCUCAUUGAUCACUGUGAGUAUGUUAAGGAAUUAAUGGAUUAUCUGGAUUUUAUGUAUUCGGGUAAAGGCAAUAUCUCUCGUAUUUAUGAUGUGUGCCAGAGCUUUCAUUGUAUUGAACAACAAGAUCAAUCUCUCAUUGCUUAUUUUAUGAACUUUAAGCGUACUUAUGAGGAGCUUAAUGUUUUAUUGCCCUUUAGUCCUGACGUGACAGUCCAACAGGCUCAACGAGAACAAAUAGCUGUAAUGAGUUUUCUUGCUGGUCUUCGUCCUGAAUUUGAGUCGGUAAAAUCUCAAAAUCUUUCCAGUCCCCAAAUUCCAAUGUUGCAGGAGACUUUUAGUAGGGUUGUCCGCAAUGAAUCAACCCCAUUAGUUGCUCCAUCUCAGCUGACUAAUGCCCUCAUCAGUUGAAAUACUGAUUCUGGGC